GACCCCGGCGGGGCAGGAGGAGGAGGAGGAGGUGCAGGACCAUGCUGGCGGGGCUGGGCCGGGCGCUGCGCGGCGACAGGCGGCGGCUCCCGCUGCUGCUGGGCAGGCGGGAUGGCUGCCCGCCGCCCUCAGCGCCUCAGGUGGGACUCUGGAGGCAUACCGGGGCUUGGAGGGGCCUGGAAGGAGCACCUUACAGCACGCUGGUGCCAUCUGAUGAAGUAACUAUUAAUUACAGACAUGGUCUUCCUGUGAUAACUCUUAUGCUGCCCACAAGAAGUGAACGCUGUCAGUUCACUGUCAAGCCAGUAGUGACCACUGUAGGAGCAUUCCUGCAGGAUGUGCAAAGAGAAGACAAAGGAAUUGAGAGAGCUGAAGUCUUUGCAACAGAUGGUAGCAAGGUCUCUGAUGCAACCUUGAUGGAGGUCUUAUUGAUGAAUGACUUUAAGCUUGUUAUCAACAACACAGCAUACAGUGUGUCACCUCCUGUAAAAGAUAAGCUGAGUAGUGAGCAUGCUACUGAAAUGGAAGAUAUCAAAUCCUUGGUUCACAGACUGUUUGUAGCUCUACAUUUAGAAGACCACCAGAUCAGGAAAGAGAGAGAAUUGCUACAGAAACUGGACCAUCUGAAAGGAGAGCUGCUGCCUCUUGAACAGAUGAAAGCCAGAAUCGUGGACAGUGCAGAUGCAAAAACCUCCAGGCUUUUAUGGGUUGGCCUAGCUCUGAUGUCAACUCAGGGGGGAGCGUUGGCAUGGCUCACAUGGUGGGUCUACUCUUGGGACAUCAUGGAGCCAGUCACGUACUUCAUCACCUACGGGAGUGCCAUGGCUUUCUACGCCUACUUCGUUCUCACCAAGCAGGACUACAUUUAUCCUCAUGCUAAAGACAGGCAGUUCCUCCACUACUUCUACCGCAAAUCCAAAAAGCAGCGUUUUAAUGUGGAACAAUAUAACAAGCUCAAAGACGACCUAGCAGAGGCAGAAGAAUCCCUAAGGCGUCUGCGCCAACCACUGCACCUGAGGCUUCCCAUCCAGGAAAUCAGUGACAAGGACUGACCUUGGUUUGGUGUAGAUUGGAGAUACCCUUUCAAAGCUGAUACCAACAUUUAGUUACUCCAUAGCACCUGGGUAUUUUUGACCACUAAAGUUUUAAAAAUUGCAAUAAAUAGCUUUAAAAGUGA
This is a messenger RNA of Pseudopodoces humilis (Tibetan ground-tit), 1177 nucleotides long. RefSeq names its product mitochondrial calcium uniporter dominant negative subunit beta (gene MCUB). Gene Ontology annotation, biological process: mitochondrial calcium ion homeostasis; calcium import into the mitochondrion. Gene Ontology annotation, molecular function: calcium channel inhibitor activity. NCBI's taxonomy places the organism in Eukaryota, Metazoa, Chordata, Aves, Passeriformes, Paridae. Gene Ontology annotation, cellular component: uniplex complex. The record is from RefSeq and is a predicted model, not a curated record.